Cutaneotrichosporon cavernicola is the source of this 2265-nucleotide messenger RNA. RefSeq lists its product as uncharacterized. The record is from RefSeq and is a predicted model, not a curated record. Gene Ontology annotation, molecular function: cysteine-type deubiquitinase activity. The coding region runs from base 1 to 2265 and encodes 754 amino acids. The transcript is spliced from 10 exons. NCBI's taxonomy places the organism in Eukaryota, Fungi, Basidiomycota, Tremellomycetes, Trichosporonales, Trichosporonaceae. Gene Ontology annotation, biological process: protein deubiquitination.
AUGCUCGACGACAGUAGUAGAGAAAGCGGACGCAUCCGAGAGAUGCUCAUCGAGUUUGGCGUUGCACCCGCGAUAGCCCACGAGGCCUCGAUGCGAUAUUCGAAUGUCGAGACCGCCGCCAAUUGGGCCUACGGCGACGGCGCUAACUGGCAACCACAACAGAAUGCUCCUAAGGACCCAUUCAAUUCAGGCGUCAUGGGCCGAGCGCCAUCACCAGUACGGUACCCGUCACAAGAGCCACAGCCGUUUGCGAGCAACAACCCGUUCAACCCCGCCCCUUUCAACGCCGCCUUCCCUCCUGCCCCAACCGGUGUUCCAGGCAUGGCACAGGACGACAUCGACCUGGCGAGAGCAUUAGCGAUGUCGACCGAGGACGACCGCGCCGAGCGCGAGCGUAGCGUGCGUGCCAGUGGCCCACCACCUUCCCCUGGCCCUGGACGUAUGGACGACGAACCGACGUUUGGACCAAGCAACAAGGACGACCCACAGGGCUCGUUGGCCAUGGUCCGCACUAACACGGAUAACAACAACGACAAGGAAGAGGCCGACUUACAGCGCGCUCUGCAGGAGAGCAUGAUGACCGCAUCAUUCCACUCUGCGGGCGAUGUCAGCGACGAUCGCCCUCCUCCAACAGAGCGCGAUCCCGAUAUCCCGCUCGUGUAUGUCGCACGCAACGAGCUCUCGUGGGCGCCCAACCUCUUGCAGGGCCUCGCAGCUGUGCCACAGCUCAGCCGACUCACAAGACUUGGCGACGACCCGUCUGACCCCGAGCUAUUCCAUAUCCUCCGGACCCUGUUGGCCAUGCAGAACCCGAACGACUACCCCAACAAUUACCAGCGCGUCGACCGCGAGAUCGAGGCUCUCAACAACACAACGGGCGUCAGGACGACAGACGUGUGUCUGCCACCCACGAAUAAGUGGAUGUCGCACUUUCCUCAGAUCCUUAAGGACGUUGUCGAAAGCCGCGUUGCGCUAGUCCAGACCAACCCAGAUCACGAGCUCAUGGAUACGCUUUUGAGCAUGAGGUUUCGGGACGUGCUACAAUGCCCUGAACAGCUCUUAACCACACUGUUGCAGACGCGGCCCACAGCAGGGCAGACACACGUCACGAUCCAACGCACGCUGUCAGAUCCCACAGACAUCCACGGCAAUCUGUCGCAGAUCAUAUGGGGCAACAAUGACUCCAACGAGUCGAUCCUCAGCAUGGCCGAUGUUGUCUUCGUGGCGUUGCAGCGCGUGGCGGGUGUGAGAGCAGAGAAGUGGACGUUUGACGAGGAGGUCAUCCUAGACCGGUACAUGUCAAGCAACAUCGCUUGGGCGACACAGAUGCGCGCCCAGGAGCAUCUAAUGAAGACGGACCUGCAGCGACUACAGGACCAGAUUGACACGCUGUCAACCUUCCGCGGCCAGAGCCUGCCGGACGCCGUUGCUGCCUUGCUCAAGGAGCUCGAGCACGACUCGGAGCAUGGCGGGCGUGCCGAGAUCAGGCGGGAGCUCGAGCGUGUUUCGGGGAACAUCGCCGCCAAGUUGACAACACUCAAGACGCAGGCAGAGGCGAUGCAGACGGACAUAAAGGAGGGCUUGUUCGCGACAAACGACGAGGACAAGAACCAGCACAGGUACCGCCUGCGCUCGAUCUUGUGGCACGAUGGCUUCACAACGCCUGGCAACCACUUAUAUUCCUACGUGCUAUGGAAGGCCAACUGGUGGAAAAUCGAGGACGCAGAGGUCACGAAGGUGGACUUUGAUGCCAUCCAGAACGACAAGACGGGCGCGUUCACGGACGGUGGCCCGUACCUACUAAUCUACUCACGCUCCGGCGCUCGGCCACAUGGACACUCUCGAGACGAGCCGCAUGCAGCCGACGAGGAGCAGAUGGACAUCGAGUCCACCUUGGGAUCGACGGGUACGCUCCCAAUCGCCCAGAGGGGGGCUGUGCGGCUGGCGGCUCUGUCGACGGAAGAUGACGAGGGCGUUGCGAGAACGCCGCAGGACGAGGACUUAGUCAUGGCGGAGAUGGACGCGGCGCAGCACCUGCAGGAGCCAAAGAAGCGGCCUCUGUCGCCCCAGGCCAAGCCCUUCCACCCGUCACCCCUGUCACCCCUGGACCAGCAUCCUCAGCAGGAGGUCGACAUGCAGGAGGCGGGGCCACUCCGUCCCGAGCCACGCCAUGCCCAUACGACGACGGAGGACAAGGGCGACUGGGAGCUCGUGGAGAACGAGUCGGACGAGAAGCCAGCCCCUGUGCACCGCACGACGAUAUAG